GUGAAGCUUGCUAGCGUAUUACACGAGCAAAUCAAUCACACUCACCCGUUAGCUAGCUAACGUUACCUAAUUGCUGGAUCAGUAGCUUAUCUGGCUCGUAGCAUUGUUUUAUACUGGAUCGCAUUACCACCUUUUACUCUGCAGUUAUGAGCCGGACUCCGGAUGCAAGGGCAAGAGACAGCCAGACCAGACAGAUCCAGGAGAACAUCACCAACACGGAGAAGCACUUUGGAGAGAUGUGCCAACUGUUCGCAGCCUACGUGCGUAAAACGGCGAGGUUACGGGACAAGGCAGACCUACUGGUCAGAGAGAUCAGCAUCUAUGCGGAGACAGAAACGCCAAAUCUGCAGAGGGGUAUGAAACAGUUUGCAGACAACCUUGCCAAAGUUCAGGAUUAUCGUCAAGCAGAGGUGGAGAGGCUUGAAGCCAAAGUUGUAGAGCCUUUGAAAAGCUAUGGAAGUGUUGUUAAACUUAAAAGGGAGGACCUGAAGACCAGUCAGAGUGCCAGGAACAGGGAGUCUAAACAGAUGCAGCAGCUGGAGAGAAUGAGACAGAGAAACCCCUCUGACAGACAGAUCAUUUCCCAGGCUGAAAGUGACCUGCAGAGAGCCACGAUGGACGCCACGCGCACGACACGACAACUGGAGGAGACAAUAGACGCUUUUGAAAAGCAGAAAAUACAAGAUAUCAAGAAGAUCUUUGGGGAGUUUCUGACGGUGGAGAUGUCGUUCCAUGCCAAGGCGUUGGAGGCGUACACCACAGCUUACCAGAGCAUACACAACGUAGACGAAGAGGAGGAUCUGGAGGUAUUCAGGAGCCUGCUGCACCCCCCUGACUACCAGUCUCGCUUAGAAAUAGUGCGUGCUAAUUCCAAAACAUCACUCAAUCUGACUGCGUCUACCCUGAGUAAAACGGGGACCUUACAGCAAUCACUGACCCCGAGCAGACAGAGGAGGAGAGAGGACGAGGAGGGAGAUGACGAAGAUGUGGAUGAUGAAGAGGAAGAUGAUGAUCUUGAAGAAGUCACAGACGAUGAAUGAAUUGGAAAUCUGUUUUGAUUAGUUUCUUUUCAUUCAUGGUGGGAUGAGGUUUUCUAGCAAAUAGUGUGUUCUUUAUGGCCAUGAAAUGAUGUCCUAAACAGGGGCCAUAGGGCUCUGGUCAAAAGUAAGUGCACUAUAGAGGAUAUAGGGUUCUAUAGGGCUCUGGUCUAAAGUAGUACACUAUAUAGGGAAUAGGGUUCUAUAGGGCUCUGGUCUAAAGUAGUGCACUAUAUAGGGAAUAGGGUUCUAUAGGACUCUGGUCUAAAGUAGUGCACUAUAGAGGGAAUAGGGUGCCACUUGGGACAGAAUAGUAUUCACGUGAAGUGUUUUUAACCCAGAACAGCAGUUGUCCACGGUCGUUAUUAUUUCCAAUUCUGGAGCUGAAAUAAAUUAUAUGUUAUUGUUUUUAACCAUUUCAUUGACCAAAGGGAUGGUGGGAUAUCAAUGUCUAUGUAAUGUGGCAGUAUUAAUGUCUACUUACUUAUAUUUGUAUAUAACAAAGUGCCAAAUCUGUAUUUGUUUUGUGUGGCAAUGUUGCCUGUAUUGUAUAAGCCUUCCAGAAUAGAAACCUGUUGUUCUAUGGAAUAAAGUCAGUGGACUCAACAAUGGAAGU
Molecule: messenger RNA, 1653 nt
Organism: Salvelinus namaycush (lake trout)
Lineage: Eukaryota; Metazoa; Chordata; Actinopteri; Salmoniformes; Salmonidae
Gene: cibar1
Product: CBY1 interacting BAR domain containing 1
Exons: 9
Coding region: 147-1040 (297 amino acids)
Biological process (GO): cilium assembly
Cellular component (GO): ciliary basal body; ciliary transition zone
Source: RefSeq, a predicted model, not a curated record